Messenger RNA from Thamnophis sirtalis, 2782 nucleotides. It is a transcript of the gene SEPTIN10, whose product is annotated as septin 10. Gene Ontology annotation, molecular function: GTP binding. Lineage: Eukaryota; Metazoa; Chordata; Lepidosauria; Squamata; Natricidae. The record is from RefSeq and is a predicted model, not a curated record.
AUCACCACCAGUUACAUUCCAGCUGUUGGGAUUGGAGUUGGAAGUUCGACGCGGGCUCCCACCCUCCCUUCUCCAUUGUCUUUGGCGCGCGGUGACCCCUCCCCUCAUGUCAUGGCUUCUUCCGAUGUGGCUCGGCAGCUGUACUAUCAACCUAAUAUUGGAAUGAAAGGACCCUUUACUUCACCAGCAGAUAAUCAUGAUGCAAGAAAACAGAAUUGUCGAUCCUUAUUCUUGUCUGGACAUGUUGGUUUUGAUAGUUUACCAGAUCAAUUGGUUAACAAAUCUAUCCAUCAGGGAUUUUGCUUCAACAUUCUCAGUAUUGGAGAGACGGGGAUUGGAAAAUCAACUUUGAUUGAUACAUUGUUCAAUACCUCUUUCGAUGAUCAUGUGUCAACACACUUUCAGCCAAAUGUGAGGCUUAAAGCUCAGACUUAUGAGCUUCAAGAAAGCAAUGUCCGAUUGAAGCUGACAAUUGUAAAUACAGUUGGAUUUGGGGACCAGAUAAACAAAGAUGAUAGUUAUCAGCCAAUUGUCGAUUAUAUCGAUGCACAAUUUGAGGCCUACCUCCAGGAAGAGCUGAAAAUUAAGCGUUCCUUAUAUAAUUAUCAUGAUACUCGCAUCCAUGUGUGCCUGUAUUUCAUUUCACCCACGGGGCAUUCCCUUAAAACUCUUGAUUUGUUAACAAUGAAAAAUCUUGACAGUAAGGUGAACAUUAUUCCAGUUAUAGCUAAAGCAGAUACAAUUUCCAAAUCUGAACUGCAGAAGUUUAAGAUCAAAAUCAUGAGUGAGCUGGUCAGUAAUGGAGUUCAAAUAUACCAGUUUCCAACAGAUGAUGAGAACAUUGCUAAAAUUAAUGCUACCAUGAAUGGACACUUGCCAUUUGCUGUAGUGGGGAGUACAGAAGAGUUAAAGGUCGGUAACAAAGUUGUAAAGGCUCGCCAGUAUCCUUGGGGCAUUGUGCAAGUGGAGAACGAGAACCACUGUGAUUUUGUGAAACUUCGGGAAAUGUUGAUUUGUACAAAUAUGGAAGAUCUCAGGGAACAGACUCAUAUGCGCCACUAUGAAUUGUACCGGCGAUGCAAACUGGAAGAAAUGGGUUUCCAAGACACUGGUCCAGAAAACAAACCUGUUAGGGUGCCAGAUAGCAGGAAGACCAGUUAUAGAGAAAGUCUACAGGAGACAUAUGAAGCUAAAAGACACGAAUUUCUUGGAGAAUUAGAACGGAAACAAGAAGAAAUGAGGCAAAUGUUUGUGCAAAGAGUCAAAGAGAAAGAAGCACUGCUAAAAGAAGCAGAGCGAGAACUUCAAAUGAAGUUUGAACAUUUGAAACGACUACAUCAGGAAGAGAGAUUGAAAGUAGAAGAAAAAAGAAAGCUUUUGGAAGACGAAAUUAUUGCAUUCAACAAGAGGAAAGCUGCCUCAGACAUAUUGCAAGGCAGGCCUCUGCCUCCUACACCUACAGCUGGUUUUAAAAAAGAUAAAGAUCGGAAAAACACCGGUUUCAUGUGAACUGGAGAAGAAAUUGUUCACAAAAUCUGAGAGGAAGAAAGAUGGAUUGAUACCUCCUUUCUUUUUCUUAAUGUGUGUUCAUUGGAAAAUUGACCGCAGCAACCGCAUUAAAAUAUGUAAUCAGUUCUGCAUCCUGUCCUAUAGGUUGCUGUCAAAUUAAGAAUUCUCUCGAAUGGACUUUUUUUUUCCAGCAGCUUGCACUUAAACUAUGUACUUUUGCCAACAGAAAUGCACAUCAGCCUUCUGUACCAAAGAUCACCAUGCUAUGAACUCUUGUGCUUUGGAUCUGAAGGCAAAUGACAGCUUCAGAGUGCGUUGGGGCAUAAAUCUAGCACAGGUCUGCAACUUGCUUUCCUGCCACUGCUCAGUGAGGGAGGAGAACAGCUGCUAGUUGCAAGGAGAGCUUUAAGGAAGAGCAGGGAAGUGCCACCUUCAUGCAGUGCAGGCUCAGAAGCUCCUUUUGCCUUAGAAUCUAAAGCACACCAAAGCCCCGAUAUAAACAACUUUCAUUUAAGAUACGAAUACUGUAUUAUAAUAGUAUUCACUGACUACACAUUAUAAUUGUUUUAAAGAAUUUGUGCCUUUUUGAUCUCUUAGCUAUAUAACCUUUAAAGUGCCUUUUAUUGAAUUGUAUAAAAUAUGUAAAACAAUAUGUUUUAAAAUGUGCACUUUGCAAUUUUGUAAUGAUGACAAGCUUUAGAGUUAAAGUGGAUCAUGGUUGCCUUUACCAUUGCAGUAUUCAUGCAAGCACAGACAUUACUUGAAAACCGAUACUGAAAAUUAACUUGGUUGCAAGGGUGUCUUCUCUUUAAGCCACCUUCUCUCAUCUAUGGCUUAAUUACACAAUAUGAAGGCUGGGAAUGGUCAUGUUAAAAAUUAGAUUGGGUUUUAAUAAAAAUUCUGACAACUUCAUAUUCAUUUAAACAUGUCCUAAGUAUUCCUUGACACGAAGCCUUCCAUCAAUUUUAAUUCUUAUAAUUUAACAUCAAGUGGUAGAAGAAGAAAAUGAAUUUUUUUCACCCUGAAGUGAGCUUAAAUAGGGUUGAAUCCCAUGCUUGCUUACUUGGACAAAAGUUCUGUUCUUCAAAGAAGCAAUAAAACUUGAUUUUGAAGUUAUCCAUUACUUAGGCAACCAGUAGUUCUGGUGCUUCCUGUUUACUAAUAAAUAUAGCAGUUGCUUAUGUAACCCUCAUAGAUUUCUGCUAAUUAUUUUAUAAAACACAUGUAGCUUGACAAAUAAAGUUAUUUGGUUAAACAAUUAGUAAGUAUUCCA